Messenger RNA from Peronospora belbahrii, 1977 nucleotides. The record is from the annotation of a GenBank genome assembly. Lineage: Eukaryota; Oomycota; Peronosporomycetes; Peronosporales; Peronosporaceae.
AUGAUGCGUUUCGUGUCUCUAUCGACAGUAUUUAUCGUGCUGAUGGUGCAUACAGAGGCAAAGGAUCGUUGUACUGCCAUUAUCGUUGGAGCCAAGGCAUCAACUACUGGUACUCCCAUGACAACUCACACAAACGACUGUUCGUCUUGUGACUUUCGAAUCGUCAAGGUACCGGCUAAGGCAUAUGAGGAUGGUGUCCAGCACGACGUCGUGCUUGCAGCCUUUGAUUAUCCACGAUACGUGGGUGAUGCUCGUAGCAAGGAAUAUCUUCCGGAGAAUCUCGACACACGUUUCUACAAUUGGACUGUAUCACCUGCAAUUGGCAGCAUCCCAGAGGCUCCGCAAACCUUUGCUUAUAUUGAAGGCGCCUAUGGAAUUAUCAAUGAACACCAAGUUGCUAUUGGUGAAAGUACUUGCCCCGCACGGUUCUGGACCAAGCCAGUGACGCAAGGAGGCAAAGCGCUCUUUGACGUGGGUGAACUGUCUCGGAUUGCACUACAGCGUACCCAAACAGCUCGUCAAGCUAUUCAGCUAAUGGGAGAUCUUGCUGUGCAGUAUGGAUACUACGGGGCUGUGUGGGAAGGUGAAGGUGUGUAUGACGAAGCAGGCGAAGCUCUCACAGUGACGGACACGAAAGAGGCGUGGAUUUUUCACAUUCUGCCUGAUGAUACUGGUAAGUCGGCUGUCUGGGCAGCGCAGCGUGUUCCGGACGAUCAAAUUAGUGGCGUUGCUAACCAGUUUGUGAUCCGCGAGUUGGACUUAAGCCGUCCGACGUUUUUUCUGGCGUCCCCGAAUGUACACGACGUGGCUAUCCGCAACAACCUUUGGAAGCCUCACAAUAACACGCCAUUCGAUUUUACUCGUGCGUAUGCUCAACCUCGUAAGCCGAUGCAUCAGUACUACUCAACUCGUCGCAUUUGGCGUUUAUUCACGCUUGCCAACCCGGCGCUAGAGUUGUCCCCGACAACCGAUUUACUUGGCAGCGAUUAUCCGUUUGGAGUCAAGCCGGCGUCGCCUCUUUCUCCUCGUGACAUUAUGCGCUUCCAGCGGGACCACUACGAAGGCACGCCAUUCGACAUGACGAAGAGCCCCAAGAGUGGCCCAUACGGCGACCCUGACCGUUACGACCCAUCUCCGAAUCAUGACCUUACCAAGGAAGACAUUUCCCAUGGCCAUUUCGAGCGUGCAAUCUCAAUCUUUCGUGCGAGCUACUCGUUUGUAUCAGUACUGGACCCAAGCAAUCCGGACAACGCGUACCUUUGGUUUGGCCAGUACGCUCCACACGCAACUACUUACACGCCCGUGUUUGUGCAAGCGACUGACGUGCCAAAGCAAUUGUCGCGUGGUUCGCUGUACGCAUUUGAUCGUGAGUCAUCCUUUUGGAUCCAUGCUUUGGUUGGAAACUGGGCGGCACGCUUUUACUCGUACAUCAGUCCUUUCGUUAGAAGAGUUCAAGACGAGGUGGAGAGUUACGCUGACGGGAUGCUUCGGAGCGUGCUGAUGGAAGCUGCGCAGCACAAGCGAGACAGCGGAGUACAGGCUAUGCGGGAGUUUAUGACGGCAACGAGUGAGGACUUUGCUCAGCAAGCGCACCGUGCUUCGGCAGACUUGUUUGACUACCUCGUCACCGCCUUCCACGACGGCUACCAGGUUUCCAAUUUCUACUCAAAGAUGCUCACAGUUCAGUCCAUCUUCUACCCAAAGUGGUGGCUGCAGUCUGUUGGAUUCUUCGAUGAUGCUGAAGAAAGUAUUGACACCUCGUCUGCGUCGAUGAGUUCUGCGUCAAAGUCAUCUCACAGUGGAGUGGCGGUCGAUACAUCAAAAGCAAAGGUCGUGUGCGAGACCGCGCAUAAAGGGUCCGUAUCGUACUUCACCACGAUGAUCCUGAUGAUUCUUUCAAGUCUUGCGGGUCUUUUCCUCGGUCGCAAGUUUCAUGGUCCGCUCACUACCAAACAACAGGGAUAUCGACCGCUUUAG